AAACACAAGUGACCCAAAUGGCUGAAAAUCAAGCAAUUCAACCCACAAAAAAGAAGAAGAAAUAUGCAAAAAAAUCAUAUUUGGAGACAGGAAGACUGACAAGUUCGGUGAACUUGAGCAGACUUACGGAAAUUGAGGCGUCGUUAAAAAAAACAUUAAAUGCCGUUUGUAAUGAAGUUGAUAGAUUAGAUGUGGAAUGGUUGCAAUUGUGUAAUAUUGCUGUUGCACCAAAAAUAGAACCAACAGUAUUAGAUCUUCACUUAAGGACCUCUGACCUAAAUAACAAGAGUUUUGACAAUGUAGAUGUUAUCAACUCUGUUGCAAUUGAUCUUCAAUUAAAUAUUAAUAAAAAUAGCAACUUGAACGAACGAGUCGAAGAUUAUGAAUCUGAUGAAGAUACUUAAUAGAAGUACCUUAACUUUUGUGUGGAUUAAAUUAUUAUUAUUAUUUAAUUAAAAUAAAUAUUUUAAAUAAGUCAA
This is a messenger RNA of Agrilus planipennis (emerald ash borer), 479 nucleotides long. RefSeq lists its product as uncharacterized. Gene Ontology annotation, cellular component: nucleus. Bases 18 to 404 code for a protein of 128 amino acids. Lineage: Eukaryota; Metazoa; Arthropoda; Insecta; Coleoptera; Buprestidae. Gene Ontology annotation, biological process: transcription initiation at RNA polymerase III promoter; transcription by RNA polymerase II. The transcript has 2 exons. The record is from RefSeq and is a predicted model, not a curated record.